Andrographis paniculata is the source of this 1119-nucleotide messenger RNA. Its product is annotated as NAC domain-containing protein 104-like. The transcript has 3 exons. The record is from RefSeq and is a predicted model, not a curated record. Lineage: Eukaryota; Viridiplantae; Streptophyta; Magnoliopsida; Lamiales; Acanthaceae. Bases 293 to 922 code for a protein of 209 amino acids. Gene Ontology annotation, molecular function: DNA binding. Gene Ontology annotation, biological process: system development; regulation of DNA-templated transcription.
UAAUCAAUCAAUUUUCCCCAUUAAUCACCCACUUCAUCUCUUCACCUUCACUACUACAAAUUCAAUCACUCACUACCAUAAUAUAUUAUUAAAUUACCAAAUUAAAUUAAAGAUAUAUAUCAUCAAUUCAAUUUCUUUUAUGUUCUUUCUUCUACCUUCCUUCAUCUUCUUCAUCACUACAGCUGCUAGCUGCAAAUCUAACAACACGUCAGCACCCUCUAUAGAUAUAUAUAUAUACACACACACAUACAUACAUACAAAAUAAUUAGGUUAAGAGAAGGUGGAAUUAUUAAUGGCGUUGCCACCGGGGCUCCAAUUCGAUCCGACAGACGAAGAGCUCGUCGUCUACUUCCUCUGCAGAAGGGAAAGAAACUUACCCUUCAACCCUAAUAUCAUUCCUGAUCUUGAUAUCUAUGCAUCAGAUCCUUGGGACCUUACAGAUGAGAAGGCGUAUUGGAGCGGUAAAAGGGAGUGGUAUUUCUUCAGCAAAAUUCCGACGAGAUCGAACGAUGGAUCAUCGAUGACAAAGGGAGGGUUUUGGAGGGAGGUUGGAAUGGAUGAGAUCGUAUAUGGAAGUGAUGGGAAUGAAAUUGGGGUUAAGAAGUAUCUUGUGUAUUAUUAUAAUUAUGAUCAUCAUCAAGGUUGUAGUAAUAGUAGUGAUUGGAUGAUGGAGGAAUACAAUCUUCCCCAUAACCAUCAAGGUGUGAGCGAAGAAGUGUGGGUGUUGUGUCGAGUGCAUAAGGAUGAGGAAGAUGAUCAAUAUGACGACAAUAAUAAGAUUGGUUUCCAAGAAAGUUUUGAUUGUAAUGAAGAUGGUGUCGAGCUAUCCUAUUUGGAUCAAAUAUUUUUGACAUUGGACAACAACGACGAUGAUGACGAUGAUGAUCAAGACGAGGUUACUUCUCUCAUGCAAAUAGCCUGAUAUCUAUGUACAUAUGUGUUUUUAUGUGUAUAUAUAUAGAUAUAUAUAUAGAGAGAGAGAGAGAGAGAUUGGUUUAUUACAUUUGAAGAAGUACAUAGAUAUAUACAUACAACAAUAUAUACUUUGGGAGUUUAUGGAGAUGUUUGGGUGUUUGAAGUCGAGACAUUUGAUUAUGGUUACAUUGACAUUUUCUUGUA